Colletotrichum aenigma is the source of this 1452-nucleotide messenger RNA. RefSeq names its product L-fucose-proton symporter (gene fucP-1). The transcript has 2 exons. Gene Ontology annotation, molecular function: transmembrane transporter activity. The record is from RefSeq and is a predicted model, not a curated record. NCBI's taxonomy places the organism in Eukaryota, Fungi, Ascomycota, Sordariomycetes, Glomerellales, Glomerellaceae. The coding region runs from base 1 to 1452 and encodes 483 amino acids. Gene Ontology annotation, biological process: transmembrane transport.
AUGUUUGGAAAGAAACAGGAGCCAGAGGUCGCCGAAGUCCUGGACCAGCGCCAGCCCAGCGCUGUCGAGGCGACCCAACAUCAACAUCGCAUGUCCGUCUCCAACAGGGGGUUGACGGGCGCUUCCGCCCUGACAGUCAGGCAGUCCAUCGUGCCCAUCACCUUGGUCACUCUUCUCUUCUUCCUGUGGGGUUUCGCUUACGGCCUGCUCGACGUCCUCAACUCCAAGUUCCAAAUCGCCCUCAACAUCACGGCCGCCAAGGCCGGCGGUCUCCAGGGCGCCUACUUCGGCGCCUACUUCAUCGGGCCCCUGACCUACUCCGGCUGGAUCGUGCGCAAGUUCGGCUACCGCUGGACCUUCAUCACGGGCCUGUGCAUCUACGGCGUCGGCGCGCUCAUGUUCUGGCCGUCCGCCGUCUACCGCUCCUUCCCCGGCUUCUGCGGCUCCCUCUUCAUCGUCGGCUCGGGCCUGUCGACCCUCGAGACCAGCGCGAACCCCUUCAUCGCGACCUGCGGCCCGCCCCGCCUGUCCGAGUUCCGCCUCGAGCUGUCGCAGUCCUUCCAGGCCAUCGGCUCCGUCAUCGCCCCGCUGCUCGCCGCCCGCGUCUUCUUCUCGCACACGGAGCCCAACGACCUGUCCAAGGUGCAGUGGACCUACCUCGGCAUCGCCGCGUUCGUCUUCCUCCUCGCCGUCGUCUUCUUCUUCGCGCCCAUCCCCGAGGUCACGGACGCCGACAUGGCGCUCCAGGCCGAGCAGAGCGCCGCCCUCACGGGCUACCAGGACAAGCCCAUGCGGAAGCAGUACAAGCUCUUCUUCGGCGUCGCCGCGCAGUUCUGCUACGUCGGAGCGCAGGUCGGCGUCGCCAGCCAGUUCAUCAACUACGCCGUCGAGAGCGCCGGACUCACACACUCCGAGGCCAGCGACCGGUACGCCAUCGGCCAGGGCCUCUUCGCGAUCGGCCGGUUCGCCGCCGCCGGGCUCAUGAUGGUGGUCAAGCCACGCCUCGUGCUCAUGGCCUUCAUGACGGGCAUCAUGGUCUUCAUCGCGCUCGCGAUCGCGCUAUUCGGCGAGGCGGGCAUCGCCAUGCUCUCGAUCGUCCUCUUCUUCGAGUCGUGCAUCUUCCCAACCAUCUUCACGCUCUCGAUCCGCGGCCUGGGACGCCACACGAAGCGCGGCAGCUCGUGGAUCGUGGCGGCGGUGUCCGGAGGCGCUCUCUUCCCCAGUCUCACGGGUCUCCUCGCGGACCACAAGGACUACCACGUCGCCAUGGUGGUGCCCCUCUGCGGCUUCGUCGUCAGCUUCGCGUACCCCAUCUUCCUCAACACGGUGUGGAAGCGCGAGUUGGACGGCUUCAGCGCUAGCAAGAUCGGCUACACCGACGAGAACGGCGUCAUUGGCGACCCGUUGAGGGAGGAGGCGGACAAGACGACCUCUAAGCACCUGGAGGCAUGA